Molecule: messenger RNA, 401 nt
Organism: Prorocentrum cordatum
Lineage: Eukaryota; Dinophyceae; Prorocentrales; Prorocentraceae
Source: the annotation of a GenBank genome assembly
AGGCUUUACUCCGCCUCGUUCGUCGAGGAGCGUGUUCAGUUCGUCGCGCGCCAGCCAGACGCUGUGAAGGUGACCAUCCGCCUCCUGAAGUGGUGGCGCGACCAACAGGAGUGGUCCAGCAGGUUCACGCACCCGCCGGACGAGGUGCUCGAGGUGCUGGCCGCGUACUCGGCGGCGCAGACGAAGCCCGCGGACCAGCGCAGCGCCGUGGCCAACGUCAUGUCGUUGUUCUCGCGCUUCGACGAGCUUCGCGUGGUGUGGUCGGACUUGUACACCAAGGACGACGUGUGGAAGCCACUGCUGAAGCAGCGUCCCCUCUUGAUGGACCCGGUCAACCCCUACUCGAACAUCGCCGACCUGCAGGUCUUCGACGGCCGGGAGCUCUCGGCGGCGGCCAAGAC